AUGCAAGCCUCGAAUCAACCGCGGUACAUCCACGAGAUCAACCCCUUCUCAGACGGCAUAGGCACGGUGUGCCAGCGAGAAGGCUUUUCGCGGUGCGACGACUUGUUCCGCAACAAGAUCUCCACGAAACUAUUGACGGACCGAGACCUCAACAUUCAAGUUCAGCCGGGCCAUUCGACACAGAUUCUAAACCUGCCACAAGGGUAUUCUGCUUGGGAAAGACAACGAACGAUAGGGCGGGGCGCGGGUGCCUUCGACCGACUUAUCUUUGGUCACCCAAGCGGAUUCUUCGACUCGCUGCCAAAGUAUUUCGUACACUACAAGCACUGCUUGCAGUACAACACGAGUUACGGCUGCCCGUGUUGCAAGUGCUCCGCUCCUGGUCCAGCAAUCCCUCAAAGCCAUGCCGGUCGUCAAACCCAUCCAGCGCCUCAGAUGGCUCCAGUCCUUCCUGCUGCUGGUCCACAAGUACAUCACGCAGCAUCUCUGUCCACCGGAGCCGCGCCAGUCCCACCCACUUUAUAUACAAUCAUAGGCGCACCUACAAUUUCCGACGGCACGGGCAAGGAGUGCACUCGCGGGGGCGCAGUCCAGAAUGACGACCAUUUCCUGAACGCCAUUGGCAAGUAUAUCGCUAAGGAGCGACAUCUCGCCAAUGGUCCGCAUCGCUUAGAGAAGCUCCCAGAUCGAUACUCCGGCUGGGAGCAGCGUCGUGUCGGAGGACAAAACGACCGCUACAUCAGCGGUCAUCCAUCCGGCAAGGAUUUCAGGUCAGUCUCGGAGUUCGUUGACCAUCUCAACUGGCUUUUCGUCGGCGAUGCGACCGCUCAGUGUCCUUGUUGCCUUUGCCACGGCGACCGUCGUGUAAAAGAUACGAGGGGUAUCCGUGGUACGCCAGCUACGCUCUCUCUUCGACCAGGUCAGAUGGUCCACACAGUACCACAAGCAGCAGUGGACCCGGUGGAACGUGAGGUACUUGCUCCACGGCCAACUCGCCCUGCUAUACCAGGUUUUAUGCAAGCAAGAUCGCUUCCUAUGCUCGGUCCUCACAAUGCCAGUCAUACAGACGAGAUAGACACAGUAUUCGGUGGGCCAGAAGAGGACACGAUACCGAUUGAGGGCGUGUCAGAACCUGUUGACUGGGCGGCUGUCUACGAGAGAAAUGGCUGGACUCCACCAGGUACCCGUCGAGAGCGAGUCCCUCCGCCAGGCACAUCACCAGAGUUCGAGGCGGAGCUGUACGACGAGCUUCACGCUUUCUUGCAUCCCACACAGCAGCAGUCCGAACCGCCACUGCCUCAGCUAGGAGCGGUGCAAGAGCCCCAUCUAAAUCCAGUAUUGCCAGAGGAGGAGCAGCUCGCUCGAGGUGCAGAGGGCCAGGAUGUGUCCCGGGUCGACCCGAACGUGUGUCUUGAAUGCAUGAGCUAUCAUGCUCCGCAAGCGCCUCACGACUGGACAGGAUGGACUUUUGACGAGGAGGGUAACCCGGUGGUCGAGGAAGAUCCAGAAUGGAUGGACUUCGAAUAG
Molecule: messenger RNA, 1527 nt
Organism: Lecanosticta acicola
Lineage: Eukaryota; Fungi; Ascomycota; Dothideomycetes; Mycosphaerellales; Mycosphaerellaceae
Source: the annotation of a GenBank genome assembly